AUGGCGGUGUCCAGUGAGGCAGAAGAGGAGGCGGUAGUUUAUUUAGUCGUGAGCGGUAUACCCUCGGAGUUGCGGUCAGCCCAGCUUCGGAGCUACUUUAGCCAGUUCCGGGAACAGCGCGACUGUGGCUUCCUCUGUUUCCAUUACCGGCAUCGGCCUGAGCGGGCCCCUCCCCAGGCUGCUCCCGACUCUACCCCAACUCCUAUCCGCCACGGUCUUGCCCAGACUUCACUCAACGAUGCCGGUGCUCUCUCAACUCAGGACUCUAACCCCACCCGGACCCGCACCUGCUGCUGUGUUGUCUCUGUACGGGGGGCCGCUCAAGCCCAGAGGUUUCUCCGCAUGUACUCGGGCCGCCGGUGGCUGGAUUCUCAGGGGACUUGGUUACCUGGUCGUUGUUUCAUCCGCAGACUUCGGUUACCUACUGAGGCAUCAGGUUUGGGCUCCUUUCCCUUCAAGACCCGGAAGGAACUGCAGAGUCACAAAGCUAAGAGUGAAGCCUUCACACUGGCUGACCUGAGGCAGCUGCCAGAGCUGAAUCCACCGGUGCUGAUGCCCAAUGGGAAUGUUGGCACUCCCCUGCGGGUCUUUUUAGAAUUAAUCCGGGCCUGCCGCCUACCCCCUCGGAUCAUCACCCAGCUUCAGCUCCAGUUCCCCAAGACAGGUUCCUCUCGGCGCUAUGGCAAUGUGCCCUUCACUUAUGAGAACUCAGAGACUGUGGAGCAAGAAGAGUUUGUGUACACAGCCGAGGGUGAGGAAAUACCCCAGGGAAGCUGCUUGGCAGACAUACCAUCCAACUCCCGUGAAGAGCCAGAGGAAGAGGAAGAAGAGACACACUCAGAUGACGAUGAUGACCGGGGUGAGGAGUGGGAGCGGCACGAGGCACUGCAUGAGGACGUGACGGGGCAGGAGCGGACCUCUGAGCGGCUCUUUGAGGAGGAGAUCGAGCUCAAGUGGGAGAAGGGCGGCUCCGGCCUGGUGUUUUAUACCGACGCCCAGUUCUGGCAGGAGGAGGAAGGAGACUUUGAUGAACAGACAGCUGAUGACUGGGAUGUGGACAUGAGCGUGUACUACGACGCAGAUAGUGGAGACAAAGACGCCCGAGACUCUGUCCAAAUGCGUCUGGAACGGAGGCUCCGUGAUGGCCAGGAGGCCGGCUCUGUGAUCAGACACCAGGUGGGCACCUUUGAGCGCCAUACCAAGGGCAUUGGGCGGAAGGUGCUGGAACGGCAGGGCUGGGCUGAGGGCCAGGGCCUGGGCAGCCGGUGCUCAGGUGUUCCUGACGCCCUGGAUAAUGAUGGCCAGCACCCCAGAUGCAAGCGUGGACUGGGGUACCAUGGAGAGAAGCUCCAGCCAUUUGGGCAACCGAAGAGGCCCCGUGGAACUGGCUUGGGGCUCAUCUCCACCAUCUAUGAUGAGCCCCUACCCCAGGACCAAGGAGAGUCGCUGCUCCGCCGCCAGCCACCCACCAGCAUGAAGUUUCGCACGGACAUGGCUUUUGUGAGGAGUUCCAGCUGUGCCUUGAACAGCCUCUCAGAGCCUGAGUGGCAGGUUCAAGGACUCCGCCUUAAUCAGGAUCACUCAUAACUGCACAGUGGCAGCCUGUGCCCAGCCUUAUCUUCCACUGAAGGCAGAGAGAACUCUGGGAGCAGCAGUCUGCACGGUUGUUCAGAAUGCUUUGUUCAGAACUUGCCUUCUGGUUGUCUACCUCAGGGACAUUUUUACAAAAAGCCCCCGUUAUAUACUUCCCUUUAAUGAAAGGAAUUAAUGACUCCUCCUCCUUGGUCUUCUAACUCUAGUCCCUAUUUUUUGGGCUUGCUUCUGUUGCCUCCCCCAGCCCCUUGAAAAGCUGGACUGAGUGAGGUUAUCAGCAAAACCUUCCUGGGAGGAGGUUACCAUGAAGCCCAGAAAGAGGUGGGUUAAGGACACGGAAGAGGAGAGGGCUCGUGCUCCUAAGAGACAGUCUUGGGGCGGGCUCCAGUGUCUACCCUUCACUGGCUGGGACGGGGCAGCGGACAACCUGCCGCAGAUGUGCCGGGUCUGUGACCUAACGGGAGAAUUAAAAAGUU
Budorcas taxicolor (takin) is the source of this 2069-nucleotide messenger RNA. RefSeq names its product G-patch domain containing 3 (gene GPATCH3). Lineage: Eukaryota; Metazoa; Chordata; Mammalia; Artiodactyla; Bovidae. Gene Ontology annotation, biological process: positive regulation of DNA-templated transcription; negative regulation of RIG-I signaling pathway; negative regulation of type I interferon production. The record is from RefSeq and is a predicted model, not a curated record. Bases 1 to 1587 code for a protein of 528 amino acids. The transcript is spliced from 7 exons. Gene Ontology annotation, molecular function: nucleic acid binding.